Thrips palmi is the source of this 2762-nucleotide messenger RNA. Its product is annotated as sodium/potassium-transporting ATPase subunit alpha-4-like. Lineage: Eukaryota; Metazoa; Arthropoda; Insecta; Thysanoptera; Thripidae. Gene Ontology annotation, cellular component: membrane. The transcript has 5 exons. The record is from RefSeq and is a predicted model, not a curated record. Gene Ontology annotation, molecular function: ATP hydrolysis activity; transporter activity; ATP binding. Bases 147 to 1094 code for a protein of 315 amino acids.
GCCGCUAAGGCGCGCUAAGGCGCGACCCUCUCCUGCCGGGCCAGGUAGGCAUCUUCUCGGCGGACCAGAAGAUCACGUCGGACGUGGCCCGCAGCCGCAAGGUGGGCGUCUCGGACAUCCGCGCCGAGGAGGCGGCCUGCCUGCUCAUGACGGGGCCCGAGAUCGUGGACUACUCCAAGGAGAGGCUGGCGGCGCUGCUCAACCGCUUCCCGGAGAUCGUGUUCGCCAGGACGUCGCCGACGCAGAAGCUGCUGAUCGUCGAGAGCUUCCAGAGCCUGGGCCACAUCGUGGCGGUGACCGGGGACGGCGUCAACGACUCGCCCGCCCUCAAGAAGGCUGACGUGGGUGUGGCCAUGGGCAUCACGGGCACGGACGUGUCGAGGGACGCCGCCGACAUGGUGCUGCUGGACGACAACUUCUCCUCCAUCGUGGCGGCCGUGGAGCAGGGCCGCGUCGUGUCGGACAACCUGCAGAAGUCCAUCGCUUACGUGCUCACGUCCAACGCGCCCGAGAUCGUGCCGUUCGUACUGCAAGUGGUGCUGGCCAUCCCGCUGCCGCUGAGCAUCGCGCUGGUGCUCGUCAUCGACGCCGUCACGGAUCUGUGGCCCUCCAUCUCGCUGGCCUACGAGCAGCCCGAGGAGAACGUGAUGCGGCGCGAGCCCCGCGACCCCUACACGCACCGCCUGGUGAGCGGCCGCCUCCUCGCCGCCGCCUACCUCCAGGUGGGGGGCGUGCAGGCCGCCGCCGCCCUCGUCUCCUACUACAUCGUGUUCAUCGACCACGGCUUCAACCCCGGCGCGCUGCUCAACACCGGGCCCGACUGGGACGACCCCAACGUCGCCAUCACCGACUCGUACGGCCGGGUGUGGAGCGAGGACAGGCGGCAGGUGCUCCACGAGAUGGCGCAGACGGCCACCUUCCUGGCCAUCGUGUGCACGCAGAUCGCCGACCUGCUCAUGUGCCGCUGCCGCCGGGACUCGCUCGUGUCCAGGGGGUGCACCAACUGGCAGCUCAACUCGGCCAUCGUGUCGCAGGUCAAGGCAACUCCCACACACACACUCGUAACGCGCACACACACGGCAGCACACGCCUGAAACAGCGAGGAUCGAUAUCAACCCUAUUCCGGAACCGCGUACACAUAAGACAGAAUUCUUGAUGUCGUCUUCGACUCUUCCAGUGUAGGCGUUUCCUUCUUUCAUUUUCCGGAGUAUUGAUGAGCGCACCGCGACAAGGGCCUUGGCCGACGCGGUGCACUAGUCCUGGCGAACGCUGAACCCAGGCAUGUCAUCGUGACGCGAGCGCGAGUCCGCACAUGUUCGGACACCUGCCAUGUAAUCGAAUAUCAAAACAAGCAUCGUUGCGGAAUUUCCUAGGAAACGAUCGAAACCGGUGUACAUCGUUUGUCCGUCCGACGUUUGUCCGUCCUGCCGACUCUGGUGCAAACCGGGCCGAACACACACACACACACACACACACACACACAGCCAUUCGUUGCCACCUGCAGUAGGACCAAGUGACGCGCGCGAGUCGGAAUAGUACCGCACAAACAAGGCGCCAGGCGCAUCGCCCCGGCCGCCGCCGUCACGGCCCAGUCCCUCUCCCUUCCAGAUCCUGCUCAUGUGCGUCGUCAUCUACGUGGAGGACGUGAGCGACCUGAUGCGGGUGCGGCCGCUGCCGCUCAAGUACUGGACGCCGGCGCUGGUCUUCAGCCUGCUCAUGCUGGCCACGGACGAGCUGCGACGGCGGCACAUCAGGCGCCACCCCGGCGGCUGGGUCCAGAAGUACACGUACUACGACUGACCGCACUGACCACCCGCCCACUGACGGCAGCACUGUCAGCGCGCAGCAGCUGAGACAUUCCGACUAUAAUUGGCAGCCCUGCGUCAAGCGCGGCAACUUCGGCGAACAGUCUGCACUGACAGACCUGCCGUUUGUCUCACCUGCAAAAAUAACCACUCGCGCUAUAAAAACAUAUGCCAUCUGUUCGAACCGGCGAGGAAUUGUUUUGGGAGGCACGAAGAUUCGAACGCAGAGCUGUGUCAAGAGUGACCAAAAAUCUUUUGCGCAUGCGCGUCCAAGAAACUAGAUUACUUGCAGUAGACAAGUUUUUCCGUCUUCUGAAAACGUGACCACGCGGUUUAUGGCGGAGAUAACACCGCGACCCGCGCACGACAAGACAGCGCGGCGCGCGGCAGGCUUCCCAGAAAUGAAUGGCGCGGCGAAAGACGAAAGGCAAGGCGGUUUGCAUAUCCUUCGUGUCCUGGAAACAAUGGCGGGGACGCGCUGCGAACCCGCGGCAAUGGUGAUAAUGAACGUAAUCAAGACAAGUAGGCCAACAGCAAGUACGCCUCCACCAAGAACGGCGACUGCGGCAGCAUAUGCUGCACCUCCAGGGCGGUCGGGGACCCGUAUGGAAAAAAUCGUCUGCGAAUGCAUUGCUUGGUGCCGUUGCAGUUAUGUCGACCCUAACCUCCCUUGAAGUACUGUCGACCAUGCCUAGGGGGCACCCCUGGGCCCUUGUUGCAGUUAUGUCGACCAAAUCAUUUGUUGCAUUUAUAAUGUUUAUUUGAUCUAUUUUAUCUUACGGAGGUUGGUGGUGGUUUCGUGGUGGUUGCGGUGGCUGGUAGUGCUGGUAGUGGUGGCUGGAAGUGGUUGGUAGUGCUGGUUCUGAAGUGAAGGGGAUUGAGUUUUAGAGGGCGGAGGGCCCCGAAUUGGCGGCACUUUAAAAAGUGGAUUUCCAUACCAUGCAAACAUUCCCCUCA